Molecule: messenger RNA, 1635 nt
Organism: Clonostachys rhizophaga
Lineage: Eukaryota; Fungi; Ascomycota; Sordariomycetes; Hypocreales; Bionectriaceae
Source: the annotation of a GenBank genome assembly
AUGGCAGCCGACCUCUCCACCCCUCCCGUUCUCUCAACCCCCGACGAGCUUAUCCUCGACGUCCCCGCCGCCGCCCAAGAAAAGUCCACCCUCUCCGAAGAUGCCAUCUACUCUGUUUACGAGAUCCCGCGAACCGUGUCCGAACUGCGACAAGGCGCCUGGAAGCGCGUCGCUCUCCAGUUUGCAGACUCCAUGCUUGUCGACGCGCCCCGCGUGUCCGAAGCCUUGACCCGCGAGCUUUCCGCUGGCGCAGACGGUGUCGCAGCUGUCCCCCCGAGAAUAUAUAUCCUUGCCGAUACGAGCUACAGCGCAUGCUGUGUGGACGAAGUGGCUGCAGAGCAUGCAGACGCUGAAGUGGUUGUGCAUUAUGGUCGGGCUUGCCUAAGUCCUACAAGCAGACUGCCCGUCAUCUACGUUUACACCAGCCGGGAGCUGGAACUAGACUCGGCGGUCGAGAGCUUCGUCAAGGAAUUCCCAGCGGUCGACACCAAGGCUGUCAUCAUGGCAGACCUCACAUAUCAGCAAAACGUAGAACCGCUACUAGCGCGGAUACGAGAAAAGGGCUAUUCAAACGUGCUGGGCACCGAGGUGGUGAGAGACCCGGCAGGCAUCAUCCCGAACCGACGGAUAGCCACAGGCUCCGACGCCGACCUGGACAGUGAAACCCUGAAAGAACACUCCCUCUUCCACAUCUCUGACCCUCCCUCAUCUCUCCUCCUCGCCCUCUUACCACGCUUCGCCUCCCUCCACGUCCUCCCAGCUCCCUCAACCACCGUCGAGAAUCCCACGAUGCGGACAGCAGGUCUGCUCCGCCGUCGAUUCGCCCGUGUCCUGUCUCUCGCAUCUGCGGGCGUGAUUGGGAUUCUCGUCAACACGCUCUCAGUCGCCAAUUCGCUUGCGUCGAUUGAUCUGCUGCGCAAGCGCAUCGCCGACGCGGGCAAGAAGAGCUAUACCGUCGUCGUGGGGCGACUCAACCCAGCCAAGCUGGCCAACUUCUCUGAGAUUGAGGGUUGGGUGGUUGUUGGCUGCUGGGAGGGCGGGUUGAUCGGCGAGGACCAGGAAAGCGGGUACUGGAAACCUGUCAUCACUCCGUUCGAGAUGGAAGUCGCGCUGAUGAAGGAGGAGGAGAGGAUAUGGGGUGGUGAAUGGUGGGGAGGUAUCGAGCGGCUUAAACUUGACGAGCCAGAGACGACAAAUGGUGCAGUAAACGGCGAGAGCCAGGCACAAGACAACGAGAGCAAGGAGACCAAUGGCGCGAGUAUAGAAGUUGACCAGGGCAUUGAGGAAGACGGCGUGGAGGGAGAGGAGUCGAUGCCACCUGAGUACGACCUCCGAACAGGCAGGCUAGUCAGCCACAGCCGCCCUAUGCGGUUGGCAGUCCACAGCGCCAAGGCAAACAAGACGAGCGAGGGGGGGUCUUCAUCCGCGGCUCUGGUCAAACGAGCAGCUCCUGGAGAGCUGGCGAGCAUCAAUGGAGUGGCAAGUCCUGGUGCCGAGUAUCUACGCUCCCAGAGAACAUGGCAGGGCCUGGGCAGCGACUUUGCAGAAAAUCAAGAAGCGAGCACUGUGAUCGAGGAGGGCCUCAGUGGUAUCGCAAGAGGAUACCGUGUAGGCGAGGAGGUAGGGAGGCAUUAA